Molecule: messenger RNA, 779 nt
Organism: Bactrocera tryoni
Lineage: Eukaryota; Metazoa; Arthropoda; Insecta; Diptera; Tephritidae
Product: peptidyl-prolyl cis-trans isomerase-like 3
Exons: 5
Coding region: 91-576 (161 amino acids)
Biological process (GO): protein peptidyl-prolyl isomerization
Cellular component (GO): catalytic step 2 spliceosome
Molecular function (GO): peptidyl-prolyl cis-trans isomerase activity
Source: RefSeq, a predicted model, not a curated record
AACAGCUGUUUAGCUCAUUUUCUACGAACGCCGGUUUGGCUGCUGUUUGUUGACUACCGCGGAUAAAUUUCGCAUAUACUAGUCUUAAAUAUGUCGGUUACAUUACAUACGGAUGUGGGUGACAUAAAAAUUGAGCUUUUCUGUGAGGAUUGUCCAAAAGCUUGUCAGAAUUUUUUGGCGCUAUGUGCCAGCGAAUAUUACAAUGGCUGCGCUUUCAUUCGCAAUAUAAAAGGUUUUAUAGUACAAACAGGUGAUCCUACAAACACAGGGAAAAAUGGUAAAUCUAUUUGGGGUACCAAAUUUGAAGAUGAAUUCAAAGACACAUUGAAGCACUCUGACCGCGGUAUGGUUUCCAUGGCAAAUAAUGGCCCCAAUGCGAAUGCCAGCCAAUUCUUUAUAACUUAUGCAGCUCAACCCAAUUUAGACCUCAAGUAUACACUGUUUGGAAGAGUAAUUGAUGGUUUCGACGCCUUAGACGAGUUAGAAAAACUAUCAGUAAAUCCCAAAACUUACCGUCCACAUAUUGAAAAAAAAAUCAACAGUGUUACAAUACAUGCAAAUCCUAUAGCUGGAUAAGGACUGGCUAGGGAGGCGUUACUAUGUUGCCAAUUUUGGAAAUAUAAGUAGUGCAAAUCUUACAGAAUAUUUAAAAUAUGAGACGGACCUAAACUCUAUGAUGGCGCACCAACACAGUUUAAGAAUUCCUUCUGACGAAAAAGUAUUAAAGAUUUGUUCCAAACCAAAAAAAAUAUAAAAAUUCUACUUAUUUACCCAAAAUA